GCCGGGCGGGGCACGAUGCAGGCGCGGCGCCUGGCCAAGCGCUCCAGCAUGGGCAGCCGGCGGCUGAGCGCGGGGCCGGCGGCCGCGCAGGCGGACGGGGCCCGGCCCCCCAAGCCCGAGAGCGCCUGGAGGCCGCCCCGGCGGGAGGGCUCGGCCGCCGCGGUGGAGGAGGAGGACGAGGACGAGGACGUGGUGGUGGAGGUGGAGGAGGAAGAGGAGGAGGAGGAAGGCGGCUUGGGGAGCCCCCCCCCGGCGCUGAGCGCCCACGGCAAGGGCCCCCUCCGGGCGAGCCUCAAGGUGCGUCCGGGCGGACGGGAGGCGGCGGGCGGGCCGGGCCGGAGCGCGCGCUCCCCGCUGCCGGCGGGCGGACGGGAGGCGGCGGCGGCCGCGGGGCGGGCAGGGCCCGUGCCUCGGGGCGGGCUGCGGCGAGAGCGGCCCCUCCGCCCGCGACCGGCGCUCAACAAGUCCCGCACAAAGCGGCGGCGGUGCGCGGGCACCCGGAGCGGGGCCGGAAGGGCUACGGGGUGCGAGCGUCCCCGGGAGGGAGCGCGGCGGGAGGGCGGCGGCGGAGGGGGCUGA
Gallus gallus (chicken) is the source of this 579-nucleotide messenger RNA. Its product is annotated as translation initiation factor IF-2-like. The transcript has a single exon. The record is from RefSeq and is a predicted model, not a curated record. Bases 16 to 579 code for a protein of 187 amino acids. NCBI's taxonomy places the organism in Eukaryota, Metazoa, Chordata, Aves, Galliformes, Phasianidae.